Messenger RNA from Peronospora matthiolae, 1461 nucleotides. NCBI's taxonomy places the organism in Eukaryota, Oomycota, Peronosporomycetes, Peronosporales, Peronosporaceae. The record is from the annotation of a GenBank genome assembly.
AUGAAGACGCCGGUUGGAGUGCGCGUGCGGCUCGCGCUGAGCCACCAGCGCAACUUGCGCUACGUGCUGCUCGUCGCCUGCUGCGCGCUGCUGCUGGUCACGUAUCUGCUCCUGAAGCUGCCCACGCCGUCCACGUACGACAAGCUCUCGGACGAAGAAGACAAGCGGUACAACACGCAAGAGAUGAUGCAGCAGUGGCCCGGCAAGUGUCACAUCAAGAACUUUGAGCAGCUCCGGCGCAUGUCUGUCGUCUACACGUGGGUCAAUGGCAGCCAGCCGUGCUACCGAGCGCUACGGGAGAAAACAGGCGGCAAACGCGCCGUCGGCGGCUCGCGAGACCGUGAGAUUGGCGAACUCAAGUACUCGAUCCGGUCGUUCGAGAAACAUGUGACGUGGCACGUGGGGCAGAUUUACAUUGUCACGCCGGGCCACAUUCCCGAGUGGCUCGAUAUGAACAACCCGCGCGUGAAAGUGAUCCAUCAGGACGAGCUCUUCCCCGAGUAUGCCAAGCAGUUUAUGCCGACGUUUAAUUCGCACGUGAUUGAGCAGUUUCUGUACCUGAUUCCAGGCCUCUCGGACAUUUUCAUGCAGGUGAACGACGACUAUUUGUUUACGAAACCCAUUACGCCGCACGAGUUUUUCUCGUGUGAUGGCGGUAUUCGACUGUUGCAUGAAAAUGGCUUGAUUUCUCAUGCGCCACCGGCGGAGAAGAAGGGUAUUUGGAUCUCGUCCGUGCUGAAUACGCAACAGGAGAUGGAUCUGCGCUGGGGCAAAACCGACCGCCAUUUUAUCAAACACGCACCGUUUGUGUACUCGCGGCACGCGUUCGAGCGCGUCCAUCAGAUCUUUGAUCGCCCGUUGUAUAUGACGCUCAAGAGCAAGUUCCGUGCGAAACCGGAUAUGAACAUGCCACUGUUGCAUCACUACUACAUGGUGGCGCAAGGCAGUGAGGAGCUCGGAAUUCCGGUCUACUCGCCUCCUGUGUCCGAGAUGACUGGAUACAAGCUCAUUCUGAUGCAGAAUAACAACAUUGACAAGCUCAAGGAGAUUUUUGGACAGAUCCUUGAUGGAUCAUCGCCUUUUAAAGUGGUUGCGCUCAACGACGAGUACACGGACAUGCGUGUGGCCGACGUUGCCAUGGACUUCUUCAAGAAGUAUCUGCCUGAGCCCAGUAGCUUUGAGCGCAAACCAGGUGCUGCACCUCACCCGCUCUCCGUGCACAAGCCUGGCACAUGCGAAGUGGACCCGACAAUCUUGCCGCCGUCUCCACGGAGAGUAGAAGCUGCACCAAAGUACCAGGUGCUUGCGUACCGUGAGGUGCGUUGGGUGGCUUUUACCAACUCGUUGUUGCGUGGUGUGGGCUUCGGUCUCGGAGCGAUUAUCAUGUACACCAUUUAUUUGCUUGUGCUGCGCCGCGACAAGACAUCCAAGGGGUCGAACAGCAUAUACAACAAGGUGUAA